Syzygium oleosum is the source of this 3445-nucleotide messenger RNA. RefSeq lists its product as uncharacterized. The record is from RefSeq and is a predicted model, not a curated record. Gene Ontology annotation, molecular function: phosphoprotein phosphatase activity. Bases 296 to 1891 code for a protein of 531 amino acids. NCBI's taxonomy places the organism in Eukaryota, Viridiplantae, Streptophyta, Magnoliopsida, Myrtales, Myrtaceae. The transcript is spliced from 8 exons.
AGAGAGAAAAACAACAACAACAACAAAAGUCUCAUCUUCAUCUUCUCUCUCUCCUCUCUCUCUCUCUCUAAGAUCGAGCUCCCGCUGGGCAUGUCCUCCGGCUCCGCCGCUCGCCGGAAUCCUCCCUCCCGACCCCGCUUCCCGCUCCGCCGCGUGAUCGCGCCUUCCUCGCCGGGGGAGGACUCGCGGCUUCUUGUCGUGACUGUGCAGCCGUCUUGAUUGAUUGAAGGGCGCUUGCUUCCUAAGCUGAUGUUUCUGGGUCAAGAUUGUCAUUUAUACCAGAACCGUCAAUCAAAUGCCAGCAUUAAGAAUGAAAAGCAAACCAGGCAAAGCCUCUUUAAGAGAAGCGAAUGGUCUUUGUGUAUGUCCUAAAUCAUGUAAAGUUUCAAAAAAAUCAUGUUCUGAUUUUUCAACUACUCAACAAACUGCAGAAUCUGACUUUUCUUCUCUGGGUUUCUCCACUGUGACACUGGAUACAAUGAGGUGCAACCAAUAUAUUUUCACAAAGGCAGCAAAUAUAGUGAUCAUUUGCAUCAUCAGCUUCUCUCCAUUGAGCAUUCUGUAUUCUGUGCCUACUAUUUCAGACAGAGAAGUGGCCACUCAAGACAGUGACUGCAAUGGAGCCAUUGCCAAACCGGGACAACUCGAUGAGGAAAAGGGUUAUGUAGAGAAGCAGGUGUCAUUUCUAGCUGAUUCAUCUUCUUCAGGAAAAAUGGAACAUGCCCAUUCCAGUCCAACUAAUCUGGAGACUAUUUUUUCUCCCAUUUUGGAGCCUGAUGAACUCCUCAGCAUAGAAAGUGUUUCCAUUGAUUUGGUAGGGAGCACUUGUGAUUUUGGUGUGGCAUUGUUGGAGGCAGAUGAAAGCUUUGAAUACAAGGGGUCAUGUGACUACCAAAGUUGCAGUAUAUCAGAUUUCUAUGUCUCUGACAUGUUUAUAGCGGGUUUACGACCUGAUGAUGUUACAAUGGAUGAUGAGGAUGUGACUGAUUUAACGCCUUUAACUGGGUACAAGGGUGAUGAGUCAAGUAUGUUGUUUGAUGUUUCUGACAAAUACAUGAUGGUACCACUUCUAGGGAGUACACUUAUUGCUAGUGCAAUUGAAGAUACCAAGUCGCAUGAAGAAGGAACAGUUAAUCCAAAUGGAUCCAGCUUUUAUAUGUCAAUUGAUCAGAUGAGAUGCUACAACUCUGAAUCAGAAUGCCAUUCUGAUAUGGACGAAGCAGAGUGCUUCGACCCACGGUUGUUCAUCAGAACAUUACCUGACUUGUCCGAUGAAGUGUCGAGUUUUCAACCCACAGCAUCGCACAAGGAAAUUCAGAAAAGGAAGUCUGUGACACUGGUGCUUGAUCUUGAUGAGACACUCGUCCAUUCUACAUUGGAGCACUGUGAUGAUGCUGAUUUUACCUUUACUGUCUUUUUCAAUAUGAAAGAGCACACUGUAUAUGUCAAAAAAAGGCCUUAUCUGCAAACCUUCUUGGAGAGAGUUGCAGACAUGUUCAAUGUCGUAAUCUUUACAGCCAGCCAAAGCAUCUAUGCAGAGCAACUGCUUGACAUACUGGAUCCAUACCAAAAGCUAAUAUCACAUCGACUUUAUCGUGAAUCAUGUACUUUUUGUGAUGGCACUUACACGAAAGAUUUGACCGUCUUAGGUGUUGACUUGGCUAAAGUUGCUAUUAUUGAUAAUUCUCCACAGGUCUUCCGGUUGCAAGUGAAUAAUGGAAUUCCAAUUAAGAGUUGGUUUGAUGAUCCAUCAGAUUGUGCAUUAGUAUCACUCCUUCCCUUUUUAGAGACUCUGGUUGAGGCUGAUGAUACAGUAGCACCAGAUCUGCUUCUGUUUAGUUUUGGACCAGCAAGAACAAUCAUCAUUUGUGCCAGAGUUGUAAAUUUGUAGAAAGAUGGAGUUGCAGCUCCAUAUUGACUGAGACAGGUUGCUACAAUGAGUGGCAACUGGCGCUAGACAUGGUUGCUUCUUUGAUCGAUAUUCGCAAAAGCAGGUAAAAGUUGCAACCUUCAUGAUGUUAACUUGAAAGUAACUUCAUGUGAGAACAUCCAUUCAUCAGAAUAUUUGCUUUGGUGAAUAACGAAAUGUCAUAUGAAAAAAAAAAUGAUCAAUCAAGUGUUAUUUUGGAAUAAUAGAUCGCUCUUAGGCUUCGAUUAAGGAUGACUUCUGUUAGGACUUGGUAUUCUGGCUCUGUCUCAGGUUCCAUUUGGGUUCUUGGUCUUACUUUAGUUGAAUGGGGUCAGCUCAGGUAAAGUUCUUUGUUUUUGCUUCUCAGAAUUGUCAUUUGCCAGCUACAUAAGUCCACCCCCUUGCUUUCGUCACUCCAAGUGAAUUGAUUUUCUUAUGCAUUGUACUCUCUUAUAGCUACUAAGCAUUUGUAACAUUUUCGGGCAUCCUCUACCUUUAACCUUUCAUUGGAGCAAUUAUAGAACACAUGCAAAUAAUUCUCCAUGUUCAUCAUACUUUCCUUGUUUUUAUUAUGUUGGCAUAGUUGAUGAGUUUAUAACCUUUGUUUGUAACUUGGUCUUAGGGGAAGAGAAGUAAGUGGCUGUCUAAGAGAAAUGAUUGUAGAUCUUUUGGCUGUGUAGAAAAAGAUGUUUCUUUCCACUGACCGUUUGGCCAGCUCUCCCCGCUGUCUUGAUUGAGGAAUAGGGUAUUAAUAUUCUUAGAGCAUUUAACUUCGGCAGGUCAUUUCUUCCAAAAUUGGCAUGGAUGCCAAUGUAGAUUACUGAAAGUAUUAGGCUAUGCUCUUCUGAAGCUUAUAAUGUUCAGCAUUUUAUUUUUUCCUCUCUUGAAGAGAGUUUUGAUCCACGGAUGUGACCAGGAUCACUAUAUAGAAGCUGAAUUUAGCUUAAAAUACUCGAGUUGAAUAUUUGGGAUAUACAAGGGACUUUAUGGGUGAGCAUCAGGAGUUGGGUAGAUGCAUCUAAGAUUAAGAAUUUUGCAGUGUGCAUGGAAUUGUUGAGAAUUGUUUGAUAUCAGAGCAAACUCUUCAUCGUCUGAGUGUGAAAAAUUCCUGUUAAAACCUACUGGGCAAAAUUGAGAUGGGUCAAUGAUAGUGUCAACAGCCAAUUAUUCUACAGUAGAGACAUGUUAACAUCAGAGGGUAUAAAACGGUUUGCUGAAUCUAAUCAUUGGUCUGACAUAUUCUUAAUUACGAUUGCAUUAAUUUCUUUUUCCUCAAAUGUUUGUAUGCCUAAGUUGCAGGUCCCCAGGAAUCAAGAAUAAAGUUGCUGUAGUGUAGCCUUAGGUAUGCUGACUUGCUUCUUUUACUGAAUCUUUAUGUGUACACUUGACCGAGUAUCGAACUCUUGAUAGUGGCAUUGCUGGGAGCUUGAGAACAUAUCAAUUGCUGUACCCAUUUAACGUGGAGUGAAAUUGUGUAAUUGCAACUUAGUACUCUGUUUGCUAAUGUUUGCUUAUCACGCAACGCUAAUUUGCUAA